Molecule: messenger RNA, 1353 nt
Organism: Otolemur garnettii (small-eared galago)
Lineage: Eukaryota; Metazoa; Chordata; Mammalia; Primates; Galagidae
Gene: LRRC34
Product: leucine rich repeat containing 34
Exons: 11
Coding region: 1-1353 (450 amino acids)
Molecular function (GO): protein binding
Source: RefSeq, a predicted model, not a curated record
AUGCGCCGCGACGAGGAGGACGCUGUGGAGGCCCUGGCGGGGUUCCCCUCUCCGGCCCCGGACUCCGCGAGGACCAUCUUUCCCGACUCGAACCGCACCGAAUCUGUUGCCCGGCUCCAGAGAGAUUAUCAUAACCUGUGUCUGGACAAAUCCCAGAGAGUUAACCCUUUCAUAUCGCGCAGACUCCAGGAAUUGUAUGAAGAGGUUACAAAGGGAGGGGAAGAAGGAAUAACGUUGAACAUUACUGGCAACAGCCGCUUGGCACCAGUAGAGAGAGUGACAGGUGAAGAUUUUUGGAUUCUUUCCCGAGUUUUAAAGAACUGUCUGUAUAUUAAUGGCUUGGAUGUCAGAUACAACCUCCUGGGUGACGUCGGGGCUUACUACUCUUCGAAGCUGAUUCAGAAGCAACUUAAUCUGGUUUACUUAAACCUUAUGUUCAAUGACAUUGGCCCUGAAGGUGGAGAAAUGAUUGCCAAAGCACUGCACAAGAAUAAAACUCUGAAAUACCUAAGAAUGACUGGAAACAAGAUUGAAAAUAAGGGGGGAAUGUGUUUUGCUACAAUGCUGCAAAUUAACUCAUCCUUACAGAAGUUGGAUCUGGGCGACUGUGAUCUGGGGAUGCAAAGUGUGAUAGCAUUUGCUACAGUGCUAACCCAAAACCAAGCGAUUAAGGGGAUAAACCUUAACCGACCCAUACUGUAUGGAGAGCAGGAAGAGUCCACAGUCCAUCUUGGCCACAUGUUGAAAGAAAAUCACGUUCUCGUUGAGCUGCACUUGUGCAAGCACGGCAUCAAGAGCUUCGGCAUGCAGCAGCUGUGUGAGGCUCUGCGUCUCAACAGCGCCCUGCGCUACCUGGACGUCAGCUGCAAUCAAAUAACUCGUGACGGAAUGAUGUAUUUGGCCAAUGUACUGAAAAGCAAUACUACCUUGGAAGUGAUUGAUCUUUCUUUUAAUAGAAUAGAAAACGUGGGUGCAGACUAUCUCAGCAAAACCCUUACUUCACACAACAGAAGUCUUAAAGCGCUGUCCGUGGUGAGCAACAACAUCGAGGGGGAAGGGCUGGUCGCCCUGUCAGCGGCCGUGAGGACAAACCCCGUGUUCUCCAACAUCUACAUCUGGGGAAACAAGUUUGAUGAGGCCACGUGUGUAGCAUAUUCAGAGUUAAUUCAGAUGGGCCAUCUAAAGCCCGAGGACACUGACGUGGAGCCCUUCACCGUGGACGGGCAUGUGCACCUGGCAGAGGUCUCCCACGGCCUGAAGAAGCAUUACUACUGGACGCCCAGCAUCGGGGAGGCCCACGGCCACUCAGCUAAUGCAGGCUUUGCUCUCAUCCCGGUGGGGCAACACAUAUGA